AUGGCGAUGAUGGUCAGCGGGUUGCCACCUCGCUUCGCUCCCUCUCCUCCGAAAGCGGAGUUGAGGCGGAGGGAGAAGGCUUUCUUGCUGGACUGUGUGGCUGUCAGCUCGAUCGCCAGGGACCAUCGCCACUCUGCGCCCAGAGCCGCCACUAUCAUCCCGCCUUCUAACCCACAGAACCACCGCCAUGUGUUGGCCGGUGUUAGGACCAAGCCUCUCCCACCACUUUUAAGAAAGACCGGUCAAUCUUCCAGCGGGACCUCAAUUCACGGCGCGACCGUCGAUCGACUCCAGUUGCAAGGAGCUGCAGCCAGCUACCUGCGAACGAGAAACAAAAACGGAGCAGGUUACUCCGCAGAUCAAGUGAAGGGGCACUCUCUCUUUCUCUCUGGAAUUAAACCCAUAUUUGGAUACAAUGGCCUCUAUGGAUACAGGAGGAACACACCGGCUCUGCGGAAACUCCCUUCACCUUUUGGUGUAAUUACCCGGUCUCCUAUUUAUUGA
This is a messenger RNA of Carcharodon carcharias (great white shark), 504 nucleotides long. RefSeq lists its product as uncharacterized. The record is from RefSeq and is a predicted model, not a curated record. Bases 1 to 504 code for a protein of 167 amino acids. The transcript is spliced from 3 exons. NCBI's taxonomy places the organism in Eukaryota, Metazoa, Chordata, Chondrichthyes, Lamniformes, Lamnidae.